Molecule: messenger RNA, 2005 nt
Organism: Zootoca vivipara (common lizard)
Lineage: Eukaryota; Metazoa; Chordata; Lepidosauria; Squamata; Lacertidae
Gene: RNF215
Product: ring finger protein 215
Source: RefSeq, a predicted model, not a curated record
UGAGCGCUAUACCGGGCUUACUCCUGAGUAGACAUUUCCUUUGGAUUCCGGAAGCUCCCUCCCGGGCAGACCUUGCUCGCUGUGCCCGGCCUGGGCUCCCCUUUUCGGGCCGUUGCCUCCGCGAGGGAGGCGGAUUCCUCCUGCUCUUCCUCCUCCUCCUCCGCUCCAAGGCGAAGAAGGGCAGGAAAGGCGGGCCUGCCCGAGGGACGACGCGAUGAUGGCGGCAGCGGCGGCGGCGGCUUCGGGCUCGGCCGGCCGGGCGCCGGUGCUGCUCUCGUGCCUGCUGAGCCACCUGGGCGGCCUCUUGGUGGCGGCGGCGGCGGGGCAGGCCCAGGUGGAGGUGCUACUCUUGCCGCCUCCUCCUCCUCCGCCGGCGCCCGAAGAGCAGCCAGCACAGCAGGCCGAGGGAAGCGACCCCGGCAGCAGCUACACUCUGCAGGGCGCGCUGCUGGGCAGGCCCGGCCUGGAGCCGGAGCGCGGGGAGAAGCGGCCCCAGGAAGAGGGCGAGGAGGAGGAGGAAGCCAUCCGGGGCAGCCUCGUCCUGGUGGGGGACACUGACCCCAAGCUGAAGGAUGAUGACAGUUGGAUUGGCGUCGUCCCAGUGGGCGAGGAGCAGGCAGAUCUCACACGAGGCAGCAAAGAAGAGUCCUUUACCACUGCUGUGGUCAACAAGAUGAAGCGCGCCCUUGUCUUGGGGGCCUCGGCUUUGCUUAUCCUCGCGCUGAAUCAGAACGCCAUCCGUGAGUUGGAUGUCUCCCAGGUCCUCUCCAAGCCUGUGAUUGUUGUCCAGACUUCAGAAAACGUUACCAAGCUCCUCGGAGCAUUGCUACGAGGUCUUCGGGCAACAGCAAAGAUAACAUACCAAGCGGUGCUACUGGAAAACGUGGGAGUGACCUUGACUCUGUGGUCAACCUGUGGCCUGUCCCGGGGCGGUCUCUAUGGAGAGUGGCAAGGAGUCAUCUGCACAGGAGAGAACAGCUCCAGAGUCCAGAAGUAUCUCCAACAGCUGUGGAAUGCCAUCUUGCUCAUUGCCUUGAUCCUUUGCACAGGCGUUAUCAUGCAGGCACAGCGACAGUCCCGGCACAGCCGGCUCGACCAGGACUCUGAGCUCGAUCUCAAGCAGCACAUUGUGCAGAGGCUCUCAGCGCUGAAGACUCGGCGCUACCACCCCGGGAAGCUGCCCCGGAGAUGGGCUCACGAGAUCGACAGCUGCGCCAUCUGCUUGGACCGGUUCCACAAGAACCAGUGUCUCCGGGUGCUGCCAUGCCUGCAUGAGUUUCACCGGGACUGUGUGGAUCCGUGGCUCCUCUUGCAGCAGACCUGCCCCCUCUGCAAACACAAUAUUUUAGGAAACUGCUGUCAAGACAGUUAGCAGCACGACGAUUGCCCGCCUUUACGGAUCAAUCUGCUUGUAUUUCAAGGGAGAGAGCAAUUUCCCCCAGAAUGUUUGGACGCCAUGGCAGCUACUCAGGACAUGGAGGAAAUGACUCUCUUGGAACUUGGGGCUCCUUUGAGAUGGGAAGCGUGUGUGUAUGUGUUAAAAAAUAAUGUGUUUGUUCUCUGGCCUUUUCUGUGCUGGGCUAAAUCAAUUGCACCAUUGGUGGAGCAUCUGUGCAGUAUGAACCCAGGUAGGGGUGUGUGUGUGUUUGGGGGGGGGGUUGAAACUCUCUGCUUGUACCUUGUUUUGCCACCUUGCAAGGUCCCCCCUCCCCAAGCUUGCACUGUUCCUGAUGGGAGGAGGCUUCACUUGCUUAGGGUUGGGAGGGUGGGGAAUUUGAAAUGCUUGCUUUAUUUAUACUAACUUAUUAGAGAGAAGGGGCUGGGCAAGACUGCAGGGGGUUAUGGAGGGGCUGCAGAGCCCUCUCUGGAGAGCGUCACGGCACUCGAGGCACUGCUGGGGUGUGUAAAGAGCCAACUGUACUAAUAAAAAGAAGAAGAAAAUCUAAGCAACAAGACGCUUGACUCGGCAGCAUUCCAUUGCAAUCCCAUCUUUCCCCCUGCCUAG